CUGCACUCCUGACCAUUAAAGAGGAACCAAAUGUCCAUUGCUGUCUUACCUGGGUUGAUUUACCUGCCUGAAGGAUCCGCUCUUCCUCCCUCAUCUUCCCUGCACAUCGUGACAGUUUGUGACACAAUGCAUUGUGGGAAACUUUACUGUCCCAAGUCCGCAGAAGGAUGCAUUGAUGCAUCCUCGAUACAAUGGGCAGAGCAAGAAGACAUCCGGGAGCUUUGAACAAACUUUCUGUUGUGCACACUCAGGAUUGGAACAGUCCUUGGGCCAUCGUUGAUGACGUUUCACAAGGACGUGGAUCAAUAAGUCUUGGAGCUGGUGAUGAGCUGCAGGUUAAACAGGAAGACCUGUCUCCAAAUGAUUCAGCUCCAAAUAAGUUGUUUCCUUUUCUGGAGAAAGGUGCUAAAGUAAAAAGGGAAACUAACGGGAAGGCCGCAGUGAGUGGGAAUGUGACUUUUCUACAAUGUGGCAACUCUACAUCUGCUGAAUGCAGUACCGUCAACAACACCAGUAAUGAUCAGAACUCUGCAGCAUCACAGCUUGUAGGACUGGAACCAGCUCAGAGAGAAGUGGUGUCAAAUAUGUUGCCCGUGCCCUGUGACAUUCCAGAUCUUUGUCCUUAUCCAACUCGCCAUCCUAUCAGGACCUUUCCUCCUCACCCCCCUGUGACCGUUCCUCGUCCCGUGACAAGACCGACACAUCCCCCUGUGACUUUUAGGUGGCCAACUCGGCGUCCUCCUGUGACUUGGUGGCCAACUCGGCGUCCUCCUGUGACUUGGUGGCACACUCGGCGUCCACCUUACCCAAUGUUUCAUGCCUUGCCUGAAUUGCAGAACUGAAGAUUAAUUUGACAACAUGGGCUGAUUUCUGUUGUGAAUAAACAUUCUAUUUGCA
Nothobranchius furzeri (turquoise killifish) is the source of this 897-nucleotide messenger RNA. RefSeq lists its product as uncharacterized. Lineage: Eukaryota; Metazoa; Chordata; Actinopteri; Cyprinodontiformes; Nothobranchiidae. The record is from RefSeq and is a predicted model, not a curated record.